Molecule: messenger RNA, 4295 nt
Organism: Antechinus flavipes (yellow-footed antechinus)
Lineage: Eukaryota; Metazoa; Chordata; Mammalia; Dasyuromorphia; Dasyuridae
Gene: SUN2
Product: Sad1 and UNC84 domain containing 2
Exons: 18
Coding region: 397-2589 (730 amino acids)
Biological process (GO): nuclear envelope organization
Cellular component (GO): nuclear envelope; meiotic nuclear membrane microtubule tethering complex
Molecular function (GO): protein-membrane adaptor activity
Source: RefSeq, a predicted model, not a curated record
GGCGUUUCCGGACGGCGGGGCGGGGCGCAUCCUCGAGCUCAGACUGGUGGUUUCGUUGGAGGGCGGGGCCAUCGGAAUCCUUUUUGUUCAAACCGCCCAAUGGGCGCGCGCGGGGGGCGUUGCCGGGCUCCAGGGGCGGUUGCCUUGGCCUCGGCCUGUUGGUGGUGACAGAGGCGGCUCGGCAGAACGGAGGCGCUCCCGAAGCUUCGUGGAACGCUCGCCGCGCGCGCUCAUUGGCUCCUGCUCGCGCCCGCUUUGUCCUCGCGCGUCUCGGGAACGCGCACCGCACUCCCUCGGUAGCCGCCAACGGACGCGGACGCGGACGCGGACGCGGAGGGCGGGGAGGGACUGAGCGGUCUCCGCAGAUUUUUCUAGAAUUUCUAGAGCGAAAAAAUAAUGAUGAUGUCUCGACGCAGUCAGCGCCUGAGCCAUUAUUACCAGGUUGAUGAUGAUGGAGGCAGCAGCAGCAGCAGCGGAGGGAGCUCCCUGACUGUGGGCCAGCCCGCUGCCUUCAAGGACAGCAGCCCCGUGAGGGCUCUGAAGAGGAAGUCGAGCAGUGUGAAGCACCUCUCUCCGGUCCGCCUGGCGGGCCCUGCUCCCAGUGCCCAGAGCACCUAUUACAGCGAAUCCGUUGUCAGUGAGACUUUCAUUGGGAGACCCCGGGCCACCCCAGGGGCCAAAACCCAAAGCUCCAUCCUGAACGAUGAGCAGCUGGACAGCGAUUCCUAUUGGAGUGGGGACCCACUGGUGCGGAGGAGGAGAGGCACAGGAGGCACUGAGAGCAGCAAGAUUAAUGGCCUGACUGAGGGCAAAGUCACCUAUGACACCUAUGGGUCUUCCUCAGGAUACUCCUCCGAGGAUGACUUCACAGGGCGGGCAGCUAUGGACCAGCUUAGCCCAGUAUCCGCCCUCAAGAAUGCCGCCGCCCAAGUUGGCGCUUUCCUGUGGAUGGUGAUCACUUUUCCAGGAUGGCUUUUUGGACUGCUCUACUGGUGGAUCGGUACCACCUGGUACCGCCUGACCACGGCCGCCUCUCUGCUGGAUGUUUUCGUUUUGACCAGACCCUUUUCCUCUCUGAAGAAGUUGUUCCUGAUUGUCUUGAUGAUGCUGCUUCUGGCUUCUCUGGCUUAUGGUGCUUGGUAUUUCUACCCCUAUGGACUACAGACCUUCCACCCUGCUGUGUUCUCCUGGUGGGCAGCAAAGGGCGGCAACAGGAGAGAGGAGGUGUGGGAAUCGGGAGACUCCACCCCAUAUUUCCAGGCUGAACAACACGUCCUGUCAAAGAUUCAUACCCUGGAAAGACGCCUGGAAACUCUGUCUUCCGAAUACUCUACCCAAUGGCAGAAGGCGAUCCUGGAGCAUGGGGAACUAGAGAAGGGGGCCGGUGGGAAAGGCCUGAGCGCCGACAACACUCUGACCAUCCUGGAGGGCCUGGUGAGCCGGCGAGAAGCCGCCCUGAAGGAGGACUUCCGCAGGGACAUGGCCGCCCACGUCCAGGAAGAGCUCGCCAUGCUCAGGGCAGAACAUCGGCGGGAUUUGGAUAACCUUUUGAAGAGGGUUACUCAGACCUCCCAGGAGAUGGAAAGUUGGGUCCUCCAGUUCAAGUCUGAGUGGCAGAGUUUGGCCCAAGAAGCCCUCCGGGAGAACGUGCUGAAGGAGAUGGGCCCACUGGAGGCCCAGCUGGCCGGCCUGAAGCAGGAGCUGUCAGGCCUGAGCCAGAAGCAAGCGGCCGUGGCGCAGCAAGUGGACCUUUGGCCGCAGAAGAUGGAGGCUUUGCGCGAUGACGUGAAGUCGCACUUGCCAACUUGGAUCCGCCAGUUCCUCCUCCGAAACAAGGAGGCUCUGGCCGGGCUCUUCCAGCUGGAGGAGGUUCAGGUCCAACUGCGGGAGCUGGAGCGCAGGAUCCUGGGGAGCGUGGCCGAGGAGCAGGGCCGGUCGGCACGUGAAGCCGCCGCCAACCUGAAGCUGACCCUCCGCAAGGAGGGCAUGACCGGCGUGACCGAGGAGGAAGUGAACCAGAUCGUGCAGCAGGCUCUGAAGCGCUACAGCGAGGACCGCAUCGGGUUGGUGGACUACGCCCUGGAGUCGGCAGGCGCCAGCAUCCUCAGCACCCGCUGCUCGGAGACUUACGACACGAAGACGGCCGUCCUCAGUCUGUUUGGUGUCCCCUUGUGGUACUUGACUCAGUCCCCAAGAGCCAUCCUCCAGCCGGACGUGUACCCCGGCAACUGCUGGGCAUUCCAGGGCCCCCAGGGCUACGCCGUGAUUCGCCUGGCCGCCCGCAUCCGCCCCACCGCGGUCACUUUGGAGCACGUGUCCAGAACCCUGUCCCCCUCGAGCGACAUCCCCAGCGCCCCCCGGGAAUUUGCUGUCUUAGGACUAAGUAGAGAAUACGAGUCAGAGGGGAUCCUUCUCGGGGAGUUCACCUACGAUAAGGACGGGGAUCCCAUUCAGACCUUCCAGCUGCAGGGCAACAACACAUUCACAUACCAGGUAGUUGAGCUUCGGAUCGUGAGCAACUGGGGUCACCCGGAGUACACCUGCAUCUACCGCUUCCGUGUCCACGGGGAGCGGGUGUCCUCCAAUUAGGCCCCUCUCAGUACCCCGUGCACCUCCCCCCUCCCCCCUCCCCUCCCUCCCGCAGCAAGCAGCUCCCCCACUUCCUCCUCCCGCCCCCACGCUUAAGCCCCCUAAAGGCUUCUGGGAGAGGGACGGAGGAAUAGGAGCCCCCUUUGGAGCAGUCUUGCCUCGGCGGGCUCCCUCCGACAUGGAGAGGGCCCCCCGAGCUAUUUCUGUUUCAUUCCCCUUCCCUUUGGGCCAGGCGGCCCAGCUCCCCCCUGCCCGCCCCCCAGAAGCGUAUCUACGUGUUACAUGGUGGGGAUGGGGCCUGGACCUCGGGGGGCCCUUUCUGCCCAGCACGGCCCCGCGGCACCACGGCUCCCCCGGCUGCAGGCCGGGACUCGGGUGUCUCAAGGACGGACUGAUUGAACAGUUGCGAAGGGCAGACUGGCGGCCAGCCUGUGGCGAGCGAGCCCCAGGCGCCGGCCAAAGCCCCUGCCAAGGGACCGCCUGGUCCCCUCCACCAAGGGGCACGACGGGUGCGGAUUUGAGAGCGGAAGCACCUGAGAUGGAUCGUGACUCCCUGGACAUUGUGCCAACAGCCUCGGUUCGGGGAAAGAUGUGCGUCCGGGACCACCUGGCGCAGCAUUUAGAGACUGUCUCCCCAGGGACCCAGCCCUGGCGGGGAGGCCUUCGACCCAGCGGGGUUCGAGAGGGAUCGAGGGCUUCUGAUGGCAGUAUUAGACGCAGCAUUAAUCAUGGAUUAGAUGAUGCUGAAAGGGAGAUGGGGCUGGGGGUCCUUGGGACCCAGGCCCAGGGCUCCCAAGGCAGCAAGGGCAGCUUGUUUAGGGGCUCCUCCCUCCCCCUGCAGGCCCAGAGGCCCUUCUGUUCCACCUUAGAGCCCGGCCAGCUCUGCCUGGGUCCCCGGGGGCUCUCCUUGGGGCCCGCCAGCUCCGUAAUUGGGGGCACGGUGGGAAAGGAGCCUGGCGGGGAUGCUGAUGAGAAGGGGCCCUCCGGGGUCCUCUAGGUUUGCACUGAGCAUGUGCUGCCCUCUCCCGGGGCGGAGCGGGACUUGCCAUGCCUGAAGGGCCUCUGCAGGGAAACUGGGCCUUAUAGGCCCCCCUGGGCUCUCAAUAGGGGCUCGAGCUCUUAAGUUUUUUUCUGGCUUGGCUAACCAAGCCCAGGGCAAGUGUUAAAUUCAUUGGGAUGGGGGUGGGGGUGGGGGUGGGCUUGUUGGAGUUAAGACCAGGUUGGGAGGGGGAGGGCACAAAGUCUUUGGCCCUGCGGGCCACUCGUAUUAUGUAUAUAGAUCUAUAUAUUUCUAUAUAGAUAUAUUUCGUGGUUUUUUACCAGAAAGAAAAGCUAAGGGCUUCAUUCUUGGCCACCUCCCCUGGGGCUCCGGGUGAUAUUCACUCCAGCCCCAGCUGGGGAGGGGCUGUCGAGCACCGAUUCUGCCAUCCUUUCUGCCUCUUAACCAUCAGGAGGGAAGGCCGCUCUGUGCCAAUUGAGGCGGGGCUGCUGCCAGCUGCCCCUCGGCCCAGCCCGCUCCCUCUGCUUCGGGCCCCUCCCGGGAAGCUGGCAUCCAAUAGGAAUAGGAUAGGAAUAGGAUAGAACUGCAGAUGGGGCUUUAGCUCUUCCCCAUCCCAAAGGCUACACUGUUUAAUUCCUUGUUUUAUUUUUUAAUCGACAAGAUUCUAAUUUAUGCCUAUGCAAAAACAAUAAAAUUUUUUCUUGCA